Molecule: messenger RNA, 4059 nt
Organism: Pogona vitticeps (central bearded dragon)
Lineage: Eukaryota; Metazoa; Chordata; Lepidosauria; Squamata; Agamidae
Source: RefSeq, a predicted model, not a curated record
GAAGCGGAAGACGGUGCAAACACCGGCCUUCCCCCUCAUUGGAGGAUUCAGACGAAGUUGGGGAGAGAGCGCGAGGAAGGGGGGCGCACGCGCGAAUACACAUACACACGCGCGCGCGCAGGCAGUUUUUGGGAAGCGAUCGGGGUGACUCAGGAGUGGCGGUGGGGAUUGCUAGAGCGGCCAGACCGACGAAGAUUUGGAUACGAUGGAACAAGAAAAGGAACAGCAGCGCCUCGGUACCCAGGAAUUACAGCAUGCGGGGGGAACUUCCCCUUGUAGCCAUUCAGGUUAUCCUGAUGUGACAAUGGCGGAUGAGGAAGAUGAGGAUGAAAAAACAGACAUAUCAGAUUAUGAGGAAUCUAAUGGCAACAUAACUUUUCCAGCUGCUGUUUCAGAAUUUCCUGACGUCAAGAUAAAGGUGGAAAAAGAAGAGGAACCCUGGAUAAUGAUUCAUCAGAGCUUUGACGAAACCAGUGCCUCUUCAAAUGCCAAUUCAGUGGGAUUUUCCAUUCCCAAGCCUGAGUCAAGUCCUGAGACUGAAGAGGAGGGAGAGUCUUCCACGUCAUGGCGGAAGAUCAAGAACGAAAACGAGGAUCUAGAGCAGAACACGGUGGGAUUUUCCAUUCCCAAGCCUGAGUCAAGUCCUGAGACUGAAGAGGAGGAGGAGUCUUCCACGUCAUCGCAGAGAAUCAAGAACGAAAACAAGGAUAUAGAGCAGAACACUGGGUAUCCUGACAUAGUGGUAAAGAUGGAAGAAAUGGAACAAGAGUUCCCUCCAACUCAGGGAAGUGAAGAUAUGGAAGCAGUUUGCUUAGAGAGACUGCCUGGUCUGGGUGGCUUCAAGUUGAAUUCUGUAGAAUUGCUUCAGAAGACAGAGUUCUCCCGGCUGAGCUUAGCUGACCAGCUACGAAUCAGAAUGAUGGGACCGCACAGGCCUCCUCUGAUGCUCCACCAGUCCAGAUGUGAGAGAGGAAAAGAGUUGACACGGAAGUUCAGCGCAGGGUGGUAUGACCGAAAGGAAUGGCUGUGUGGAAGCGCUACCCAAGAUGCGUUGUUCUGUUUCCCUUGUUUGCUGUUUGGGGGUGUCGACACUUGGACACGGACAGGAGUCCGAGAUUUAAAGCACCUUAGUGAUAAAAUCAAGAGACAUGAAACAUCCCAGAGCCACAUUAACAGCUGCCUGCAGCUGGCAAUAUUGGACGCCAAGAGUGCAAAGCAAAAGGACGGUAGUGGCCAAGAGUCCGUAAGGAAACAGAACGAAGAAAUAGAAAAAAACAGAAACAGCCUUUUGAAGGUCAUGGAGGCUAUAUUGCAUUGUGAUAUUUUUGGGCUGUUGCUUUCAGAAGAGGAUGAGGUUGAGGAUUCAGUACACCCAGGAGUGUUCAGAGGAGAGGUUAAUCUCAUGGCAUACCUCAGCCUGGCUUUGAAACCUGACUUGCAAAGUUCCCCAGUGUUGGCAGGUCUAUCCAAGACAAUUCUGAGCGACUUGCUUGAUUGUGCAUUGGCGGUGGCAAAAGAUCACAUUAAAGAGCAGCUGAAAAGUGCUCCUUUUGUGGCCAUUGAGGUCAGUCACGUAGACGUGUCCACUCACUCCCAGACGGCCCUGAUCUUCCGCUACGUCGAUGAAAGCCGCUCUUUGGUAGAACGCUUUUAUGGAUUUGCAGACCUGGAAGAUCAUCAGGCCGAAACCACCGCUAAAUUUGUACUUCAGCAGCUGGAAGAGGUGUUUCCAGAGGCAGCUGACAAGCAGAAGAUCAUCGCUCAGAGCUAUGAUGGGGCGAGUGCGACGCACGGUGACCGCGCAAGGAUACAGGACAAGAUUUGUGACGCAUUCCCUAGCGCCCAGUAUGUUCACUCUUAUGCUCACCGAAUGAAUACGGUCAUUCAGCAAGCCACAUCCCAAAUUGAGGAAGUGCGGCGUUUCUUUGCAGAUCUUUCCGGAAUCCCAGAGUUCUUCUCCUGCAGCGCGAAAAGGAGGCAGCUUCUGGAGGCCAUUGUGAGGAGGCAGCUUAAUAAAACAUCCCAGAUAAACUGGAACCUUAACAUCCAAACGGUAAAUUAUGUGUUUGGGAAGAGACUGGAGCUCCUCAAAUGUUUCUGUGAAAUCAGAAGAACGUGGAAGUUUGAUACCCCUGCAGUCCGCAUGGCCGGACUGUUCAUUCCAAUGCUGGAAGAUGAUGGAGAGUUCUUGUAUUUGCUCUCCCUCUUCCACAGAAUAAUGCCUCACGUGGAUACUUUCCACAGGCAACUCUGGAGUACAGUCAACAAUUCUGUAGCCAUCCAGAAAGCUACUUCGGACUUCACAAGCGCCAUCAGCUCAGUCAAAGAAUCCGUUGGAACCUUGUUUGGGGAAUUGCCUUCUGAAUCUGUGCUGCCCACGGACAAAACAAAGGAGACGCUGGAUCAGAUGGCCUUAGACGUGUGCAACAUCAUCACGGCCCAUGCAAAAGAACGCUUUGCAUUUACUAGUCAUCUAGCAAGCGCCACGCUGGUCCAGGGAAGCUUGUUUCGAUCUCACCACCGGGCUUUUCCACAGGAGGCCUUUGACGAAGCUGUAAAGGCCUACCCGAUGCUGGAGAAGGAGAGGUUGAUGGCAGAACUUUCUGUCCUGUACGAGAGGCAAGAAUUCUACCGUUGCAAAAACGCUUACCAGCUGCUGUAUGUGCUUUCCAUGUACAACCUGGAGAAAACCUUUGAGCAAACCGUGACGUUGUUGCGAAUCCUGGUCACCACGCCUGCAAUGGUGGCAGAAGCAGGCCAGGCCGUGUCGGCUCUGACGAGGGUAAAGACUUUCCUAACGAACACCAUGCCGCACAACAAACUCAACGCCUUGGCCAUGCUGUCUGUUGAGAAAGGGAUGAUUAAAAACAUCCCAGGUUUCAGUCUCAAGGUGGUGGAACGGUUUGCAAGGCAACCUGAACAUCACGCCGGUUUCCUGUACAAACUGUGAGGCAUGGCAAAGCUCCAAUUGCUAUUUUCCAAGACUGAAUAGGAAUCAAUCAAAAUGACUGUGCAGAUCAGCUGAGACCAGAUUCAUUAUCCGAGGUGAGGACGGCAGGUUCACUUCCAUGUAUGGUUCCCCAUAAUGGGAACAGGUCAGCUAUCCCCAGCUUCAUGUCUCGAACUAGAACUUUCAAAAUUCCCAGCCACCCAUGCAGGUUGAUCUGCACGGGUAUAUAGCUUCUGAAAUCUCAAACUCCACUGGAUAGUGGAGUGGUUUAAAUCUCUGGCUCCUGAGUCGGAGGUUGUGAGUUCGAAUCCUCGCUGUGCCUCCUUGACAGGGGCAGGACUUGAUGAUCCAUUGGGUCUCUUCCAGGUCUGAAGAUCUAAGAUUAUUCUGAAAUUAUUAUUAUUAUAUUUUUUACUUGUGGAAGAUGGGAUGUGUUGCUAUCCAUCCUGUCUGCAGAGAAUAGAAAUGGGAAUCUCAGCCACUGUUGAUAAUUCACAGUGCCACAUCUAGAGCAGCAGUAGCAUACUAUGGCAACACAUGGACAGUUCUGCAAUUUUUGUACUUUUAAUUUACUGAUAUUUUUACAUUUUGUGAUAAUUGCUAUUGCUUGAUUAUAUUUUUAAGAGAAUAAAUACGGGUGAAAAUACAGCAGAAACAGCUAUUCCCUUACCAGUUUAUUACAAGACUUAAGCAAAAUCUUACUUGUCAUUUUAAACAAACGUAGAGUUUGCUUUGGAAUGGAACUGGGUGGCUCAUUACCGGAACCAGAGAGAGCAUCUGUUCAACAAGGAAUCAUAGACUUUUCAGUGUUUUUUUCCUCUCAAAUAUUUGUAAUCUUUGAAAAUAACAGACUGAUGUUGAGAAAGUCCUAUCAUGACACUGACCUCCUGUAGUUUUUUAAAAAAAUAUUGAGUGUGGUUUCAAGUUAAGUAGCGAUGUUGCCUCAGGGUAAAGGAACCUUAAGGUGUGUGUGUGUGACAAAAAUGGGGACUGCCCAUUAGCAGUGGCAAGGGGAAGAAUAAUGACGCUGUAUAGACACUUGUCCCUUAAGUUGCACAGGUUUUAGUUUUACAAAUUUUUUCCCAAUAAAUAAAUACAUGCAUAUUUCA